AGAAAAUGCCUGUCGCUUCGCCCCUUGAUGCCCUCCGGGUUCAUCUGGCCUACGAACCGGUAGCUCUUAAAUUCGGAACCAGCGGUCGCCGUGGCCUAGUGAUCCAUUUAACGCAACUGGAAAUCUAUACCAAUGUGCUGGCCGAAAUCCGGUACCUGCAGUCAAUCGCGCCGUCCGAAGGCGGCAUUGCCAUCGGCGAUGACUUUUACUUUGCCCAUGACCUCCGCCCCAGCUCCACAGAGUAUGUAGAGAAUGGCCGCGGUGGUCUUUGCCAGGCGGUUCAGCAGGCGAUCAAAGAUGGAGGGAUGCGCCCUGUCAAUCUAGGUGCCAUUCCGACACCUGCUCUCACCUUUUUUGCCCUUGAAAAGGGAAAGGGGAGCAUCAUGGUGACCGGCAGUCAUAUCCCGUUCGAUCGGAACGGGUACAAAUUGAAUACUUCCAAAGGCGAGCUGUUGAAAGAGCAUGAGCAGCCGAUUGGUGAGGCUGUCAGUGUCACUCGUGGACAGCUCCUUGCGCAGCCCUAUGCCGAGUCUGUUUUUGAUUCCCAGGGCAUGUUGCGCGGGGUGGAUGCCACCCUGGUGGCCCCGGUGGCCAAUGGCAAGACCGCCUAUCUACAACGAUAUCUUGAUUUCUUCAGCGGACAGACGCUGCAGGGUAUGAAAUUGCUCAUCUACCAGCACUCGGCUGUCGGCCGUGAUCUGCUCGUCGAGCUGCUCGAAAAGAUGGGAGCCGAAGUGGUGGCUGUGGGUCGCAGCCAACAGUUCAUUCCUAUCGACACCGAGGCCAUUGAUCAGGCCCAGCUCGACACAGUCCAAGCCCUUUACGACGAAUCCGGUCAGAGCUUCCAUGCAGUCAUCUCUACAGACGGUGAUAGCGAUCGCCCGCUUCUCCUUGCACCCGAGAACGGUAAGCUGCGUUUUUUCAGCGGCGACCUUUUAGGCAUGGUAGUUGCAGAGUUUCUACGCCCCGAUGCCGUCGUCGUCCCGAUCAGCACCAACGAUGGCAUCGACCGUGGAUCCCUCGCCGGCGUGUUGGAGAAGAAGACCAAAAUCGGAAGCCCGUACGUGAUUGCUGGAAUGCAGCAGGCUAUUGACAGAGGGUGUCGCCGCGUGGUUGGAUGGGAAGCGAACGGCGGCUUCCUCACCGGCUCCGACAUUGAUAUCGAUGGCAAAGUGCUCACGGCGCUUCCCACUCGCGACGCCGUGCUGCCUUUACUGUGUGCUUUGUUCGCGACGCACCGAUCUCAAUCUACAGUCGCAACCCUGUUUGAAACGCUGCCGAAACGGUUCAGCCGGUCUGGAUUGAUCCGCAACUUUCCUCGUCCUAUCAGUGCUAAGAUUGUAGAGCGCCUCUCGCCUCCGGCUGCUAGCAUGCAGGAGGUAUACUAUCAGUCUGGCUUGGAGGACAUUAUCGUCCGCGAUGCCCAAGAUGGCCCGGUCACCAUUUCGGCCAUUCAUACUGAGAGGCUUGUCCGGAUUCGCCGAGAACUUGAAGCAAUAUUUUCUGCCCAGCUCGGCUUUGCACCAAUCACUCGGUUUAAUUAUACUGACGGAGUCCGCAUUGGAUUCGAGAAUGGCGAUGUUGCUCAUCUACGGCCGUCGGGCAACGCUGACGAGCUCCGCAUAUAUUCCGUCGCUGACCGGCAAGACCGCGCUGAAGAAAUCGUCAAGCUAGGAGUUGCGGAGCCAGAUGGUCUUCUGAGACGGUUGGCGAGUUUUGCCAAACUUUGAAUUGGUUUGUGUUGUAUCAAUGGAGUUACUGCAUUUGGACCUACUAUGUAGCUAUAUUAGCAGAAGUAUUUACCUAUUAUGGCAGGUAGAUAUAUAUCCUACUAACCUCGAUAGAAUCUUUGGCUAUUCAUUCAUAUACAAGUCAAC
Molecule: messenger RNA, 1877 nt
Organism: Aspergillus wentii DTO 134E9
Lineage: Eukaryota; Fungi; Ascomycota; Eurotiomycetes; Eurotiales; Aspergillaceae
Exons: 1
Coding region: 6-1730 (574 amino acids)
Biological process (GO): carbohydrate metabolic process
Molecular function (GO): magnesium ion binding; phosphomannomutase activity
Source: RefSeq, a predicted model, not a curated record